Molecule: messenger RNA, 1829 nt
Organism: Abrus precatorius (Indian licorice)
Lineage: Eukaryota; Viridiplantae; Streptophyta; Magnoliopsida; Fabales; Fabaceae
Product: licodione synthase-like
Exons: 2
Coding region: 65-1612 (515 amino acids)
Molecular function (GO): iron ion binding; oxidoreductase activity, acting on paired donors, with incorporation or reduction of molecular oxygen; heme binding
Source: RefSeq, a predicted model, not a curated record
AUUCAUCCCAUGCAUGCUGAGUCCUCUUCUCUCUCAUUGAUUGAACCAAAUAAGAGUCACGAAAAUGGAUCUUCAGCUUCUCCUUGGGACUUUCUUCCUUUCAGCGCUUCUUCUUUACUUCUUUUUCCACCGUCACAGCCACCACCUUCCACCGUCUCCACUAUUAUGGGUUCCAGUAAUUGGGCACAUGCACCUCUUGGGUCCCCUUCUCCACCACUCCCUCCACCGUCUCUCCCUCCGUUACGGACCCUUAUUCUCUCUUCGCCUUGGUUCCGUUCCCUGCGUUGUCGUUUCCUCCCCACACUUUGCUAAGCAAUUCCUUCAAACCAACGAGCUUGCCUUUAGUUGUCGCUUGGAAAGCACUGCCAUAAAACGUCUCACUUACGAGUGUUCUCUCGCUUUUGCACCCUACGGUGAUUAUUGGCGCUUCAUUAAGAAGCUGAGCAUGAAUGAACUCUUGGGCUCUCGUAGCGUCAACAACUUUCAACACCUGCGUGCACACGAGACUCGUAGGUUUCUAAAGUUGUUGAGCCAGAAAGCUAAGGCUUGUGAAGCCGUGAAUGUGACGGAUGAGAUGCUUAAGUUGACAAAUAACGUUAUUUCUAGGAUGAUUUUGGGGGAGGCAGAGGAAGCAAGGGAUGUGGUGCGUGGUGUGACCAAGAUCUUCGGAGAGUUUAAUGUUUCGGAUUUUAUUUGGUUGUUUAAGAGUUUUGACUUCCAAGGUUUUGGGGAAAGGAUAGAGGAUUUGUUCCGGAGGUUUGAUUCGUUGGUGGAAAAGGUUAUCAGCAAACGCGAGGAGAUGAGGAAAAACAAAGCGAUAGAGAAUGGAGAGAGUUGGAGGGGUGAGGGUGAAAUCAAAGACUUUCUUAAUAUUUUGCUUGAUUAUGUCGAUGACGAGAGCUCUGAGGUGAAAAUCAACAGGGUUCACAUUAAGGCCUUGAUUAUGGAUUUCUUUACAGCGGGGACAGAUACAACGGCCACUUCAACAGAAUGGGCAUUAGUGGAACUCAUCAAGAACCCUUCGUUACUACAACAAGCUCGAGAAGAGAUCGACAAGGUGGUGGGAAAAAGUAGACUUGUUGAAGAAUCCGAUUUUCCAAAUCUACCCUAUUUGCAAGCCAUUGUUAAGGAAACAUAUCGACUACACCCACCAGUGCCUUUGGUUACUAGAAGAUGUGUGACAGAAUGUAAGAUUGAAAAUUAUGUCAUUCCGAAAGAUACACUUUUGGCUGUCAAUGUUUGGUCCAUUGGAAGAAACUCAAAUUAUUGGGACAACCCAUUGGAGUUUUGUCCAGAACGAUUCUUAAAUAUUGGUGAAGGUGAUUCAAAAGGGCUCAUAGAUGUAAGGGGUCAGCAUUUUCAACUUUUGCCAUUUGGGUCUGGCAGGAGGAUGUGCCCUGGAGUAAAUCUAGCCAUGCAGCUAGUGCCAGCACUGCUUGGGGCUAUUAUCCAGUGCUUUGAUUUUCAAGUGAUGGAGUCCAAAGGUGUGGUUUUGAAUGAUGAUAACAUGGUGAUUGAUAUGGAUGAGAGGCCCGGUUUGACGGCUCCAAGGGCUCACGACUUAGUGUGUGUUCCUGUUGAAAGGGAAAGGUUCAACUACAAACCACUUUAAAUGCUUCGUUGCUGAUUCAUCUCUCCAAUCAGAUUGCACCUUCGUUACGUGCUUUUCUACUCUUUAUUAGUGUAUUCGUGGGAGCAUCCUUGUUAGUUGCAAUGGGAGUACCUACGAUUGCUGUCUAAUUAAAUGCUUGAUUGCUGAUUAUUGAUUCAAUUAGGUGCCUUUUUCUACACUUAAUAAUUAUUGCAUUCAUUGGAGCAUCCUUUUUUGU